GUGAAGUGUACCAAGACAUUGACAUUGACGCGUUCGGCUAAAAGAAAACGUGACUAUCAUCACGUGUCACCCCUCAACCUUUAACAACUCAUCAAACCAUCAACCCAAAAGCAUACACCAACCAUCACACCACACUCUCCAAACCCCCAUCCUCUUACCAAACCAAUUCAACCAUCUCAACCAUCAAGUCCUACAUCCCAACCAAUCCCCAUCUCACCACACCACCAAGCCAAGCCACGCAAACUCACAUCCGACCUACUCCAUCCUACGCAUCAAAAUGUCAUCAACAUCCAGUCCCUCAUCCCGCGCUCGAUUCAGCUCCUCAAUCCCAGAUAACCAGCACCCGACACCGUUCUUCACAUCACAGAUGCAGGAUCGGCAGGCGAGGAAUAAGAACCCUUAUGCUAGUGAUGAUGAUAGUGAUUUUGAUUCGGGGGGUGGACGGUAUGAUGCGUGAGUUUUGUGUUCUCUCUUCUCUUUUCUUUGGGGGUCUUUUUGUCUGUGUUUUUUGGAGGAGUCUUCCGGGUUUGGAGUAUGAUAUUUGGGUUGUGCGAUUCUUUCUUUUUCUGUUGGGUCUGCGAGGGGGAGGAGAUGGUUGGGAGGUAGUACGAAGUGUACCUCAACUAUCUCCGUCAAGAUAGGAGGGACAUGACUUUCUUCCUCCCAAAACGAUAUCAACUUUCAAAUCCCUGUUCAUUCAAUCUCAUACUUCUAAAUUUCCAUAUACGUUGUCUACCCUUCUAUCCAUCUAAAGCUUCAUUUCUCUUUCUCCACCCCAUUCAAGUCCUAGAAAACAAAUCCAUCCCCCGUCUCAUAAAGCAAAAAGAAAAAAACACUAACAAAAAACACAGCUACAACGCCGACUCCUACGCAGCAACCCAACUCCGCCGAGACGCAGCCAUAAAGCUCGACUCCCCAGAACUAGUAAUGAUGCUAGCCCAAGCUCGAAACGACGUAUUUCCCCCUUCCUCCCCAUCUCCCAUCUCCCAUCCCCCCUUUCCCCCUUCCUCCCACCCCAUUACCCUCCCAACUAACAAACUAACACCCCCAAGUCCGUCCCAUCAACCCGCAACUACCUCACAAAAAUCCUCUGCGGCCACCUCACCCAACCCGACAUCGACGCCGAGCAAGCCGCCGAAGCACAGCGAACCGCCGCCGCCGCGCAGAGAGUCUCCACUGGGCAUAGUGAGAGAGAUGCGAGGGCGGGAGAAGGGAGGGGGAUGAUGAGAGGGAAGAAGGUUGGUGGUGGGGGGAGUGGGAGUGGGAGUGGGAGUGGGAGUGGGAGUGGGAGUGGGUUUGGAGGAGGUAGUGCUAGUGCUAGUGGUAGUGGUAGUUAG
This is a messenger RNA of Hymenoscyphus albidus, 1337 nucleotides long. The record is from the annotation of a GenBank genome assembly. NCBI's taxonomy places the organism in Eukaryota, Fungi, Ascomycota, Leotiomycetes, Helotiales, Helotiaceae.